This is a messenger RNA of Neomonachus schauinslandi (Hawaiian monk seal), 3233 nucleotides long. It is a transcript of the gene SNX29, whose product is annotated as sorting nexin 29. Gene Ontology annotation, molecular function: phosphatidylinositol binding. NCBI's taxonomy places the organism in Eukaryota, Metazoa, Chordata, Mammalia, Carnivora, Phocidae. Bases 1 to 2466 code for a protein of 821 amino acids. The transcript is spliced from 20 exons. The record is from RefSeq and is a predicted model, not a curated record.
AUGAAGCCUCGUUGCAUUUUAGGAUCACAGAACAAUGACCUAAAAAGACAGUUUCUGCUGGAGCGUCUGCUGGAUGCAGUGAAACAGUGCCAGAUCCGCUUUGGAGGGAGAAAGGAGAUUGCCUCGGAUUCCGACAGCAGGGUGACCUGUCUGUGUGCCCAGUUUGAGGCUGUCCUGCAGCAUGGCCUGAAGAGGAGCCGGGGAUUAGCGCUAACUGCGGCCGCGAUCAAACAGGCAGCAGGCUUCGCCAGCAAAACCGAAACAGAGCCCGUGUUCUGGUUCUAUGUGAAGGAGGUCCUCAGCAAGCACGAGCUGCCACGCUUCUACUCCCUGCGCCACAUCGCCUCGGACGUGGGCCGCGGCCGGGCCUGGCUGCGCUGUGCCCUCAACGAACACUCCCUGGAGCGCUACCUGCACAUGCUGCUGGCCGACCGCAGCAGGCUCAGCACUUUUUAUGAAGACUGGUCUUUUGUGAUGGAUGAAGAAAGGUCUAGCAUGCUUCCUACCAUGGCAGCUGGUCUGAACUCCAUCCUUUUUGCAAUCAACAUCGACAACAAGGAUUUGAAUGGGCAGAGUAAGUUUGCUCCUACCGUCUCAGACCUCUUAAAGGAGUCCACGCAGAAUGUGACGUCCCUGCUGAAGGAAUCCACGCAGGGAGUGAGCAGCCUUUUCAGGGAGAUCACAGCAUCGUCUGCCGUCUCUAUCCUCAUCAAACCUGAGCAGGACACCGACCCCCUGCCCAUCGUGUCCAAGCAUGUCAGUGCUGAUGCCAGAUGUAAAAAGGAGCGGAAGAAGAAAAAGAAGGUGACCAACAUUAUCUCUUUUGAUGAUGAGGAAGAAUGGCAGAACUCUGGCGAUGUUUUUAAAAAGAUCCCCGGGGCAGGGGAGAGCUCAGAGGAGAACUCCGACCGCUCCUCCAUCAAUAUCAUGUCGGCCUUUGAAAGCCCCUUUGGGCCAAAUUCCAACGGAAGUCAGAGCAGCAGCUCAUGGAAAAUUGAUUCUCUGUCCUUGAAUGGGGAGUUUGGGUACCAGAAGCUCGAUGUGAAAAGCAUUGACGAUGAAGACGUGGAUGACGAGGAUGAUGUGUACGGGAACGUGUCGGGAAGGAAAUGCCUGGGCCACUCGGGGUCACCUGAGAAGCCACUGGAUGGGAACACCCGCCUGUCCCAGAUGCACAGCUGGGCCCCUCUGCAGGUGCUACACGGCGACACCGACGUCCUCUUUCCGGUCAGUGGAGUGGCCUCCUACAGCCCUGCAGAUGCCCCCCUUGGAAGCCUGGAGAACGGGACAGGACCGGAGGACCACGUUCUCCCGGAGCCCGGCCCCCGGUACAGUGUGGAGGCCAGUCCUCCUGGCCAGGGAAGCCCUCUGAGCAGCCUGUUACCUUCUGCCUCCGUGCCAGAGUCGAUGACAAUUAGUGAACUGCGACAAGCCAUUGUGGCCAUGAUGAACAGGAAGGACGAGCUGGAAGAAGAGAACAGGUCUUUGCGGAACCUGCUGGACGGGGAGAUGGAGCACUCAGCGGCCCUGCGGCAGGAGGUCGACACCUUGAAAAAGAAGGUGGCCGAGCAGGAGGAGCGGCAUGUCCUGAAGAUCCAGGCGCUGGCAAGAGAAAACGAGGUGCUCAAAGUCCAACUGAAGAAAUACGUAGGAGCUGUCCAGAUGCUGAAAAGAGAAGGUCAAACUGCUGAAGUUGUACCAAAUCUUUGGAACGUUGAUGGAGAAGUUGCAGUCACCGAGCAGAAGCCGGGUGAAGUGGCCGAGGAGCUGGCGAGCUCCUACGAAAGAAAGCUCAUUGAGGUGGCGGAGAUGCACGGCGAGCUGAUUGAGUUCAACGAGCGCCUGCACAGGGCCCUGGUGGCCAAGGAGGCCCUCGUGUCCCAGAUGAGGCAGGAGCUCAUUGACCUGCGGGGACCGGUGCCUGGAGAUUUGAGUCAAACAUCCGAAGACCAGAGUUUGUCGGAUUUUGAAAUAUCAAACCGGGCACUGAUCAACGUCUGGAUCCCGUCGGUGUUUCUCCGGGGCAAAGCGGCCAACGCCUUCCAUGUGUAUCAGGUCUACAUCCGGAUAAAAGACGAUGAGUGGAAUGUCUAUCGGCGCUACACAGAGUUCAGGAGUUUGCACCACAAGUUACAGAGCAAGUACCCUCAAGUGAGGGGCUACAACUUCCCACCCAAAAAGGCCAUUGGAAACAAGGAUGCCAAGUUUGUGGAGGAGCGGAGGAAGCAGCUCCAGAAUUACCUGCGCAGCGUCAUGAACAAGGUCAUCCAGGUGGCCCCCGAGUUCGCUGCCAGCCCCAAGAAGGAGACCCUCAUGCAGCUGAUGCCCUUCUUUGUUGACAUCACCCCUCCUGGAGAACCGCUGACCAAGAACACCCGGCCCAAAGUGGCUUCCCGCUUCCCCAAGCUGUCCCGAGGUCACCCCAGAGAGACCCGCAACGUGGAGCCCCAGAGCGGCGACCUCUGACCUCCGCCGAAUCCCAGACUUGGGCCCUAUGUGCUGCACCAGCUGCCUCCACCCAGCCACUACGCAUCUGACCUGGCCCCAGCAGCCGGCCCCUUCCACCCUGGAGUGAGCCCCCCGUCACCUGGUGAAGCCCCGAGAGCACACCUUCCUCCCCAGUCCCAUGACACUGAUUAAACUGGGCAGUCUCAGAGGGCAAGGCGGCUGCUCGCCGGACACACGGGCGCCCUCCCAGGGCCUGCCCAUUCCUCUUCCUCCAGCCCAGGGGCCGGCAGGAGGGUGGGCACCAGGGGGAGCACAGAGCCCCGUGGUAGAGAUGCACAACUCUGAGGUGGGUCAGAGACCACCUCUUGACUCUUUUCCACAUGGGAAUUAGAAUGACUGUUACCCUGGGUUUUGCUUUUUUUUUUUCUUUUUUCAUAACUGCCUGCUGUAACCUAUGGCCACGUGGGGUUGGGGGGGGGGAGGUCACGUUCCUUCCCCUUUUACUCUCUACCAGGGGCCCUAAAACCCCCUGGUUGUAGAAUCCGUGGCCAGUGGUAGCUCACGUGGCCUCCUCGAGGAAGACAUGCUAGUGGCCUCCUUGUGAAGGAGCUACUAAGGACCCUGAACUGGGGUGCAUAGAGCACUUCCCCCAACCUUCUGAGGUUGGCUUCUGGAAGUACUAGCCCCUUUAGGAAACCAGAGGCCGCCUGGGCCCACAUGCACCUUGUGAGGCUUGGCGGGCCCUGGGCUGUCUAGAAUUCCAGGGCCUUGACCUUACAAGCCAA